Messenger RNA from Brienomyrus brachyistius, 3985 nucleotides. Its product is annotated as protein FAM3C-like. The coding region runs from base 363 to 1031 and encodes 222 amino acids. The record is from RefSeq and is a predicted model, not a curated record. The transcript is spliced from 10 exons. Lineage: Eukaryota; Metazoa; Chordata; Actinopteri; Osteoglossiformes; Mormyridae.
UUGUCGCUGCGUCUCCGUUUCUCCGCAAUGAGCGCCGCCUGGUCCCGAUGGGCUGAUCCCGCUCACCUGCUCGUCUCCGUCCUCCUGCGUUACCUGGCAAUGUAAAAUCGUUGAUUUUGCGUGCUGUAGCAGUAUUAGAAAUUCCGUUUCUGCGGAUAGCUGCACCGGCACGUCACGUCUUUCGCGGAGGUCGCUAAACCCAUCCAGUGCAUGAACAGUGUCACGGGGGCCACCGUUUGUGUUUCUUUUCGAGGGCUGACAUUGCAUUUUCUGCGACUUUAUGCCAUCGAUGUCCGUGUCCGUCUGAAGCGGUGUCACGUUGCUGAAGGUCUGUCUGGGGCAGUCCGAUUAUCCAGUCCAAAAUGGCCAAAGUGAAGGUGAUCCUCAAAGUGGGACUCCUGAUAUCCCUGCUAUUAGUUGCUCUGUUCACCUUCCAAAGGCUUACCUUUGCGGAUUUAAACAUGUUUGUCAAGUCUAUGUCAUCACAGGAUCCUACUGCAAAACCCACCCAUUUGAAGUGUAGCCUGUCCAGGCCUUGUCCUGCAAAGCACUUUGCUUUUAAGAUGAACAGUGGAGCUGCCAGUAUAGUGGGGCCUAAAAUCUGCCUGGAGGACAACAUCCUCAUGAGUAGCGUGAAGAACAAUGUGGGACGGGGACUGAACAUUGCCUUAGUGAACGGAAGUACUGGAAUGCCCAUCAAGACGGUUUACUUCGAUAUGUGGGCGGGAGACAUCAAGCUCCUAAUAAAUUUCCUGAAGAGCAUUGAGCAAGGGACACUAGUCAUGAUGGCUACGUUUGAUGACUCUUCUACAAAACUCAAUGACGAAGCAAGGAAGCUGAUCGGUGAUUUGGGUAGUUCGAGUAUUACUGCUGUACAAUUCAGGGACAACUGGAUCUUUGUGGGAGGUAAAGGGAUCAAAAGGAAGAGUCCCUUUGAGCAGCACAUAAAGAACAAGGCAGAUACCAACAAGUAUGAGGGCUGGCCUGAAGUUCUGGAGAUGGAGGGUUGCAUCCCAAUGAAAGAAAGCUAGUCUACCUAGCCACCCUGUCCUGGGACGUGGAGGUGUUCAUCCUGACCUGGAUCGCUCGGAUGUGUGCAAGUGUCUUAGGUCUCCUAUAACUAAUGAUGGCCUCAGUUCUUGGGAUGAUCACCUUAGUACUGGGAGCCUCAGCACAUAGGGUGAGGGACUGUAGUGUGGCCAGUAGGCUGCACAGUUCACCUGUAAUCAGAACUUGCACAUACAGCAGCUGUUUAGAUCCAGGGUAGGGUUCACCAAGAGCCAGGAUCUCAGGUCCAGGAAUGUCAGGGGUGUGAUUUGCUCAUUUGGAUGCAUGUUGUCAGUCUAUGCUGACAGCGGAAAAAAACACAAAAUGAACAGCUGCUCUUUAAGACCCCAGUGACAGAGAUUCAAAUCGUUUAAUAUUGUGUAUUGUCUAGAUCAAUGCUUUUGACAAAUGUUUCAUAGUGCUAUUUUUUUUAUCUUUUUUUAAAAUGCAUGCAUAAAACUCCUUUCAUUCUAAAAAUGACAUUGCUGUAGCUAGUUUAUGGUUUGGUCGAUAGCACUGUUGCCUCACACCUCCAGGGUUAUGUGUUCGAAUCCUGACUCUGCUCUCUGUCUGAUUUUUGCAUGUUCUCCCCAUGUUGGAAUAGAAUAUCCUAAUUGUCAUUGCUCAUGUAAAACAAACAAAAUGAAAAAUCAUGCACAUCUAGUUGUACAGUAUGAAGCUAAGUGUUGAGUCAUUGUGCAGUAGUGCAGUCACAUCGUCUAGCAGCAGUAAAGAGUGUACUUUCUAUUAGAAAUCAUCAUGUGGAUAAGAAUUGGCAGCAGUCUGUAUGGGGGAGGGGGGGCAGGUUGGCAGGUGGCUGCGGCUCGUAGGGGUGUGGUGGGGUUACUUGAGUUUGUUGUUUGGUUAAGAUGAUCAAUGACUUUGGGUUAAAAGCUACUCUUCAGUGUGGAUGUGUGGGGGUAAAUAGUCCUGUAGUGCUAUCCAGAGGGCAGGUUGGUGAACUGAUGGCAGCAGGAGUUUGUUGGGUCACUGGUGAUAGUGGCUGCUUUCCUGAGGCAUCGAGUGCUGUAGGUGUCCUCCAGAGUAAGCAGCUGGGUCCUGGUGAUCCUUUGCACUGCCCUGAUAACCCUCUGCAGUGCCAGGAUAACCCUCUGCACUGCCGGGAUAACACUCUGCAGUGAGAUAACCCUCUGCAGUGCCAGGAUAACCCUCUGCAGUGCCGGGAUAACACUCUGCAGUGGGAUGACCCUCUGCACUAGUGAGAUAACCCUCUGCAGUGCCGGGAUAACUCUCUGUAGUAAGAUAAUCCUCUGCACUGCCGGGAUAACCCUCUGCAGAGAGAUAACCGUCUCAGUAUGCUGUCAAUGCUGCAACAGUGCAGUGAGUUUCCUUCCACAGUCAAAGGAAAAUCAACAUACCAUGCUCACAAUGGCAUGGGACACUGGCUUAAUAAUGUAAAAAUAUUACUAAUUUAUUGGUUCUAGAACAAAAAUCAUUACUUUAUUCAUGUGUUUAGAACAAAUACAAAUAUAUCGUAUUAGUUUUAAGUAAAACAUUCGUUUCAAGUGGUAAUAAGUUGAAACCCAGAUUAUAGUUGUAAAAGAGCUGCUCUUGGUUAGAAUGUUCAUUGACAAGCAGUCUCACUGUGUGCUUUUUAAUUAGUAACCAUUUCUUAAACAACAAACAUUUCUGUUUAGCGUCCCUUUGGAAGCAAAUGGCUACAGUUAGGAUUAACAGUAAAAUGGCAAGAAUAGAACUGAAUGACUCAGUUAAAAAAAUUAUGACAUUUUAAAAAGAAAAUGUCUGUGUGGAAGAUAUGUGUAGAUAUGUUAAACAUUGCUUGUCAAUGGACUUUUGUCAGGAAACCAAUACAUUUGCAACAUUUUUGCAGAAUUAAGCAAAUGUCCCAAGACUUUCCUUGAUCACUGUAUAUCCAGAAUAAGCAGGGUUUGUGAAUGGGUGGUUUAAAUUGUUACACCAUUUACAAAGUAUAAACGAUUGGGAAUGUGUAGAGUACGUAUAAACCAAAGUGGCACAGUGCUCCUGCACCGUAGUAAAACCUCAUUAAAUAACUAAAGCUCGUCACUUUGUCUGCAACUCAGAACAACUUUGUGUAGGAAAUGUUUGUGGUGAGAAGCCCCUGUGUUCUAAUGUUCAGCAUUAACACAACACACUGCAUUUCCCAAACGGGCCGGUUUAUACUGUAGCAUCCUAUCCUACAGCGUCAGAAGUCAAGUUUCCAAUACUACAGCGAGGGUUGUGGUGCUCUUUUCAGGCAGGUUUUUUUUUUCUUUUUCAGUUUUUUGGGAAUUUGUUCCUGGGGGGUGUGAUCGCACACUGUUGGGAUAUUCAGUGAACUGUAAUUAAAUACUUACAGAUUGAUUUUUAUUUGCUUUAUUUUUAUAUCAUGAAGGAAAUCUUAAGAUCCUUUAAUAAAACUAAUGCCUGGUGAUUGGUUAUGAUGGUCUUCCUGGUCAUGACCUCUUGUGACAUUUUAUUUAAUUUUUUUUUGGGGGGGGGGUUGAGUUUAUUCUCCAUAAAAUGAGCCUGUGCCUUAGUGUAGAGCAGUGCUCGUAGUGGAUCCCAUACCCCCACGGCUUCAUUACGGUUCUUUUCUCCAUGUUUCCCCCUUCCUACUACACUGCACACUCAGGUUCUCCUUUGUCAAUGUCUUAGAACUUUCCAGGUGCAAGAAAUGUUUGGUUCUUUUCCUAUGUUCUAGCUUUUUCCAUGUGAUGCGUGGGCUUUGAUGGAACUGUUACAAAUAAUCUAUGGCGUAUAAUAUUUGCAAGGUCUACAUUUUCAUUAAUUUUCAUUUCUUACAAUAUGUUAAUGCCAUCCGUCGUCUAGACACCUACCCUAGGAAUAUGGCAGAGGAGAGGAAGAUUGUCUAAAGAUAAACUGGAAAUAUAAUGUCUGGCCUGAAUUAAUGUGCUGGUUUCACUUCUUUCUUCCAAAUACAGUUUAUCGAGAGGCA